CUCGGUCGACCCCGCGCGCAGCCGGCGGCCGGCCCGGCGGGCGUCAUGGGCGGCCUCUUCGGACGCGGAGCGCUGCGGGGGCUGCUGUGCGGCCCGCGGGCCCCCGGGCCCAGCCUGCGCGCGCGCCCCAGCUCGGGAGGGCCCUCCUGGACCCGGGAGCGGACCCUGGUCGCGGUGAAGCCAGACGGGGUGCAGCGGCGGCUUGUUGGGGAUGUGAUCCAGCGCUUUGAGCGGAGGGGCUUCAAGCUGGUGGGGAUGAAGAUGCUGCAGGCGCCAGAGAGCAUCCUUGCUGAGCACUACCACGACCUUCGGAGGAAGCCCUUCUACCCUGCCCUCAUCAGCUACAUGAGCUCCGGGCCCGUGGUGGCCAUGGUCUGGGAGGGCCCCAAUGUGGUCUGCACCUCGAGGGCCAUGAUAGGGCACACUGACGCGGCUGAGGCUGCCCCUGGCACCAUCCGGGGAGACUUCAGCAUCCACAUCAGCAGAAAUGUCAUCCACGCCAGCGACUCCGUGGAGGGGGCCCAGAGAGAGAUCCAGCUGUGGUUCCAGAGCGGCGAGCUGGUGGACUGGGCAGAUGAAGGCCACCACAGCAGCACCUACCCGGCUUGAAGCUCAGGCUGCCCGCGGCCACGCCAGCAUCCACCCAGGACCAACUACCUCUGUCGACAAGAACUUGAGCCCACACCCACGCUCUGCCCAUCUAUCCCAGACCAGCUCCCUGUCCACUUUCUGCCCCAGCCCAGCCCAGAGGGGUUGAGCCACCAACCUAAUGUGCCUUUUAGUAUCUUAAGCCAGCAAGAGACUGGAGCAAAUCCUUUCUCUACCAAAGUGCCAGACAACCUUUGGGGUGUCUCCAAAAGAGGGUAGUGUGACCUCCCCUCCCCCAAAAGAGGGGCAUUAAAAGUCACUGUGCUGUGGGGGGGGGGUAGUGGAGCGCUCAUUAUGACUUCCACCAUCUCUGAGGUAGGAAGGAGGCCUUUAUGCAGAGUUGUAAGCAGUUGAGAGUGGAAAUGAAGCUUACCCUCUCUCACACCAGUAGGGAACCAAUAACUUUGCUGAAUGUAUGAGACAGGCAGAGGUUCAGAGACCUCCAGCCUGAAAUCGGGGAAUCCAAGCAGAGCCCCUGAGCUGGUGCUGUCCCAGCCCCAACUCUGAUCCUGCUGAAGGAGGAGCUGCCUGCCUUGGGCAGGACAGGAGGGUGGCAGGAAGGGGUAGGUGUAGGGGGUGCAUGGGGCUGAGGGUGGGGUGAGACCACCCCCAGGGCAGAAAGCCUGGUGAUCUUGGCCCCUCCUCUUCAUGGCCUUGUGUAGCUGAGGCUGCCUGGAGCUGUGUGGUUGUUUUCACGUCACGUUGACACUACACAUAUCACACCUCACCUGGUUGCCAGGUGUGUCCGUGGUCACUCAUCACAGGUACUGGACUCUGCACAUCAUUAUACCUGCUGAGGUUGACUUGCUCUUCACUCCACUUUUUGACAUGUUGGUGAGGGAUGCCUGGAUCCUGGAUUCACAGCGUCAGUUUGUGGAAAUUAAUCACAGAAACCUUAAUUAAGUUGGAGUGGGGAGGGCCUGUAGGGGGAGCUCACACCCCCAUCACAUCCUCAAUUACACCGAGCAGCAAGAGAGGGACACUUGCAUCAUGGAUGGUAAAUAAAACUACUUUACUACUGAAGGAAGAUUUCUCUCCUCACCGGGUGACCGCCCAGCCAAUGAGAAGCGCUCCAGCUCAGCCAAUGAGAAGCGUUACUGCCCUGAACUGUUACUUCCCCCCAAUGGACUUUCCUUUAGGACAGCCCCUCCCUACUCCCCCUUUUCUAUAUAAAGUCAGCUCCCUCCCUUGUUUUCCGAAGUUGUUUUUGGUUUGCGAUAGCAUGCACAUCCCAAGUUGCAAUUCUUUUGGUUAUUCCCAAAUAAACUCAUUUUGAGAUGAA
This is a messenger RNA of Equus caballus (horse), 1930 nucleotides long. It is a transcript of the gene NME4, whose product is annotated as NME/NM23 nucleoside diphosphate kinase 4. Gene Ontology annotation, molecular function: nucleoside diphosphate kinase activity. Lineage: Eukaryota; Metazoa; Chordata; Mammalia; Perissodactyla; Equidae. Gene Ontology annotation, biological process: UTP biosynthetic process; CTP biosynthetic process; GTP biosynthetic process. The record is from RefSeq and is a predicted model, not a curated record.